UACAGUAUUUUGUUUUAAACGGACGAAAAUUGAUGCGCGCGCGGAUGUCAUCCAUAUCAUUUUUUUAUAAUCAAAUCAACAUGGCCUUAUCGGUGAUUAAUUAACGACAAGUGUGAAAUGACCGUGAUCUCGCCUGUGACGGGUUGUCUGAGAGAAGUGGGCGGGACGGUUUGUCGACAACUGCUCAAACAAACUACACCUCAAACACAGACGUGUGAAAACUAACAACACCCGAUUAUAGCUAAUUAAUUUCGUCACUGAAAUGGGUGGAUCCUUGGGGUGGAUCGGUCGUCAGACAAGAGAAUGGCUGGAAAAACCUCGUUCCCAGGUGCUGUGUGUGUCUGUCACCAUUGCAGUAGGCGUGAGCCUUCAAUGUCUGGUACCCAGGCUACACAUGUCUAUCAAAGCCAAAGCCUUGUUCUGUGUGGUGAAAUUAAACGACGUUUCGUACGGUACAAGAGCCUAACAAACAGAAUGGAAACUCGACUCAUUGGAUCGAUUACAAUAUCAUCAAUCGAUCGAUCAUAACUUCUGCUCACACGAGCACAAAAAGCACACGGAAAAGAGGGUUCAAACAGACUAAAACAUGUUAUCAUUUACCAACCACGGUUUCAUUUCAACACUUCUUGCAAUUUUUGUCCCGCUCCGUUUGACCUACUCCGGACCAGAACACUUUUACAAGUUAUGGGAGAUCGAGGAGCUUUUAUCGAUGUAGAACGCAUGGAACGCGGAUGGAACGGCACUAUGGAUGACGUAAUAGAUUCGUUCUUUCUCUACCUUAGCAACCGUGAUCGUUCGAAUCACCUUUCUCAGGUACUAACAAGAUGGCGUCGUAUUUACCUGCCUUUACCAUCAUAUCUUGUAACUAUUUGUAGCGUCUUUUGAUGCAAGACAAGUUUUGGUAAAAGAUAUCAGAGGAGGCCAGCAAGUAUUUGCAUCCCGGUGGAUUUGGGCUACUUCCAUCUAUUGAGGCAUGGCACAGGACGGGGUCUCGGAUGCACCUGCUACCCUAGCCGGGCUCUCAUUGGUGGACGCCCCUCCAUCCCAGGAUGACGUAUUCACGCAGUAUUUACAUAGUGGGAACCAUUGCUGGUCUAAUCGCCCGGGACCCCGUUGUCUAAGCGCUACGUCGUCUUUCGCUUACAACAAGCAGACCAGGAACAAGAUGCUUUUGACCCACCAGGAGAUACCCUUCCACCAGCGCCCUCUCCACCUUCUGACUUUGGAGGAAGAGGAGUUUCUCUGGGAAGAUGAGGAGGACAGAGAGCUGACCCCCAGCGAGGCACUACGACUGGCCAUCACGGAUUAUUGCCACGACUACGUCCGCGCUCUGAUUGACAAGUACCCUGCGAAGGUCCUUGAGGACGGGGGCAACUGUUGUCCUGCUUUAGUCCAUGCCGUGUCGCGCGAACAACCGGAGAUGGUGGAACUCAUUCUACGGCACAGUAAAAAGGUGAUGGGGCUGACAGACUACGUGAACCAGCGCAGCUGUCAUCUGGACCAGCAGCGCACUGCCCUGCACAAGGCGGCGGAGUUGGGCAGCCUGCCCUGCGUCAACGUUCUGCUGCGUUACGGGGCGGAUCCCACCUUAACGGACGCCACCGGUGCCACGCCCCUGGAUGUUUGUCUGCGAGGCCCGCCGCCGGUAGAUCCGAGAAUACCUGUGCAACUCGACACCAGGUACCUGGACUGUGCUCAAGCGCUUAUUCAAGCUUCACCACCGAACAGUUACCAGUCUACGCUCGUCCGGGUCUUGCCAGAACACGCAGUGUUUUCUCCGUUACGACAGUAUCUGAGGGAGCCCCCGAGCCUGGUGGAACAUUGCAGACUGUCUAUCAGAUCUGCCAUGGGACCACGACAUCUACCAGAGGGAGCCAAGAAUCUCAGUUUACCAAAAAUGCUACAGGCAUAUAUUCAGCUGGAAAAAUGAUGAUUCUUUUUAUACAAAAUUUACAAAUGGAACCGUACUGAAUUGACGUUUUACAAAUUUCACCGUAUUUCGCCUCUAAUUAAUAUAUUGUAGUAAUACUAGUCUGAUGUUGUACAGGUAUACUUGUGAACGUUGAAUCGUAGCUGUCUAUGUUGAAAUUCAAAUACCGCUCGGAGUCACUCCCAUAACACGGUUAUCCACUUAUGGAUGACUUUAUUUUACGGUAUGUCUGCGAUUGUAAUGAAAUUAUGUGUUUUGAUGUAGAAUUGUUGUAAAUAUCUGUCGAAGCGUGAAUGCGAACAGAUCACUACUAUGAUUAAUAUAUUCAUUAUUUAUGACACAAUUACGGCAUAUUCAUUCUAUAGCCCUGUCUGCCAUUUUAACGACUCCCUUGACAAAUGAAAUGUUAUGUAUAUCAUAUGUGUAUAUAUGAAAUGCUUCUGGCUGUGAAUAGAUGGCAUAUCAAUAGAUUUCUGGACCUUGUGGCUUUUUUCUGACGCAGAAAAAGGGAAAUAAAACACGUUGUUCAUGUUGUAUGGUA
Messenger RNA from Branchiostoma floridae (Florida lancelet), 2471 nucleotides. RefSeq lists its product as uncharacterized. The record is from RefSeq and is a predicted model, not a curated record. Gene Ontology annotation, biological process: intracellular signal transduction. The coding region runs from base 974 to 1930 and encodes 318 amino acids. Lineage: Eukaryota; Metazoa; Chordata; Leptocardii; Amphioxiformes; Branchiostomatidae. The transcript is spliced from 2 exons. Gene Ontology annotation, molecular function: protein binding.